AUGAUAUGGUUGAUAAGGACAUGUGUCCCAGGAGACUACAGCAAACGCGUAUAUCAAGGCGUGAGAGUGAAGCACACAGUCAAAGAUCUGCUGGCAGAAAAACGAUCCAAGCAGACAAGUAACUCAAGAUUUAAUGGCAGCGUUGGUUCCUCUCCGUCUCCAUUUGUCCAGGUGCCAGGUUCACCGGUCAUGUCAGGCUACUACGGCGUCCGAAGAUCUUUCCUGUCUGACUCGGACUUCCACAGCACCAAGCAAUUUGCAAACGAUGUGUGCACCUCCAGCGUGGCCAGGCCCUUUCCCUGCGAGUCCUCGGCCGGGCAGAGCCACCCCGCCCUCCUAGACUCCUACUUCCCGGAGCCCUAUGGGGACCACCGCCCGCAGGCCCUGACCCCCAGCGCGGGCCCUCUGUUCGGCGCCUCGCCCCUGCCACCGCUCCUGCCACCGCCCUUCCCCAGCGACCCCACACACUUCGUGCUGAGAGACUCCUGGGAGCAGACAGUGCCGGAUGGUCUCAGCCAGCUCGACCCUGUGCCCACCGACGCCCUGCAGACCUUGCCACCCAACACGAGUUGCCUCUCCCAGCUGGAGUCGGGGAGCACUGCCCAGCACCGGAGCCCAAGCUGGGGGCCUCCCCUGGCUGGGGCUCAGUCUUAUUCGUUGCAUGCACUGGAGGAUCUGUACCACACACCAGGGUACCCCACCCCUCCCCCAUAUCCCUUCGCCCCCUUCACCGCGGUGUCCAACGACCUACCACCCAAGGCAGUGCCCCUCUCCCCAGACGAGGGGUCAGAUGCCUCUGCCCUUCAGGACCCUUCUCCAUGGACCAAAGAAGACGGGGGCAUGGUGUGGGGGUCAUACGAGUGCCGCCGAGCUUACUGA
Molecule: messenger RNA, 879 nt
Organism: Eptesicus fuscus (big brown bat)
Lineage: Eukaryota; Metazoa; Chordata; Mammalia; Chiroptera; Vespertilionidae
Gene: POU2AF2
Product: POU class 2 homeobox associating factor 2
Exons: 5
Coding region: 1-879 (292 amino acids)
Molecular function (GO): DNA binding; POU domain binding
Source: RefSeq, a predicted model, not a curated record